AAUAUAACGAAUGUAAUAACCCUCAAGAUUACUCUUGUGUUGGAAAUCAGCAAUGUAUCAAUACAGUAGGCUCUUAUACUUGCAACUGCUCAACUGGAUAUCAAUUUAAUGCAUCACUUCAACUAUGUAUUGAUAUUAACGAAUGUCAGAAAUCGGUAUCACCGUGCCAUCAGAAUUCAAGUUGCACCAACACUGUUGGCUCAUAUCAAUGUCAAUGCAACAAUGGAUAUAUUGGUGACGGAAAAUUAAGUUGUACUUUGAUCUGUACACCAAAUUACUGUUCUGGCCAAGGAAUAUGCCAUGUAGUCAAUAACGCACCUAGAUGCAAAUGCACAAUUCCAGGGGUAAGUGGAGAUAGAUGCACACAAAGCGCCUCCCUAGCAUCUGGUACAAUCAUUGGCAUCUCUCUAGGAUCAAUUUUUGGUACGUUACUUAUCAUUGCGUUUAUGUUGCGCUAUUAUUACAUUGGCAAAGCAAAAAGGGAAACAUCUACUUCUUCUGAUCUUAUCGCUGCAACUAAUUUAAAACAUGGGGGAAUUACUUACGAAGAAAACAAAAGUCAAGAGGCUGUUAAGAGUAUAAAAAUGCUACCUUAUCAAAUCUUCAAGCUGCACCGUUUAUAG
This is a messenger RNA of Trichoplax adhaerens, 623 nucleotides long. RefSeq lists its product as uncharacterized. Gene Ontology annotation, molecular function: calcium ion binding. NCBI's taxonomy places the organism in Eukaryota, Metazoa, Placozoa, Uniplacotomia, Trichoplacea, Trichoplacidae. The record is from RefSeq and is a predicted model, not a curated record. The transcript has 8 exons. The annotation marks the transcript as partial.